Aegilops tauschii subsp. strangulata is the source of this 5399-nucleotide messenger RNA. Its product is annotated as protein NRT1/ PTR FAMILY 8.3. Gene Ontology annotation, cellular component: membrane. Gene Ontology annotation, biological process: transmembrane transport; oligopeptide transport. Gene Ontology annotation, molecular function: transmembrane transporter activity. NCBI's taxonomy places the organism in Eukaryota, Viridiplantae, Streptophyta, Magnoliopsida, Poales, Poaceae. The record is from RefSeq and is a predicted model, not a curated record.
AAAAAAAGAAACUGCUCCUCGAAAGAGACGGCCUGUGCUGCUGCCUGCCUCCGGCGGUAAGAACUCGCGUUCGCGGCGGCGGUCUUCUCGCAUCCCACCAGGCCACCACCGUCGGUUCUCUCCGGGAGAUUAACACAGCAAUAAUGACGCGCCAAGGGAGAUCGACGGACGACGGCGAACCCUCUGCUCUCCCCUUUGUUGUUUAAAUACCGGAGGGAUGGCAGGAGGCGUCUUGCUCGUCCUGUUCUCCCCCGCGGCUGCCGGCGGCCGGAGCUUCCUCCUCUACGCCGGCCAAUCUCAGCGCCCGCCACCUGCUCGACGGAAUGCCGAAGAAGGCUGCGGCGAGUGGCAAGGACCGCUUUGGCGAUCUCACCAACGACCUCCUCCGGCAUGUGCUGUCCUACCUACCGUGGGAUGAUGCCCUGCAGACCGGCGUGCUUGGGCCCGCUGGCGCGGCCUGUGGAGGCGCACAGCCGGCUUGCACUUCAUCUUGGACAAGAGCUCAAGGUUCCCGCGCUGCGAGCGUUUUGAAAAGUUGGUGAAGCUAGUCAUCCGGCUCCGGGGAGACUCUCCUCUUGUCAGCUGCGAGGUCAGUGCCCAUCCCGAUGACGAGACGAAGGGCACAUACACAAACACCAUGCGGUUGAUCGAGUACGCUCUAAAGUGCCAAGUCAAGGACCUGCUAGUCAGAGCUGUUCAAACUGAGGUCUACACGCUGACAUUCGACGCGCCUCUCAUCUCCCAGCACCUGAAGACCAUAGAGCUUGAACGGGUUAACCUAGAAUGCUCCGCCCUGAAUUUCUCUGGCUGCCCCGCAUUAGAGGGCCUGAAGAUGACACAUUGUUGGGCUUAUGCACACAAGAUAUCAUCCGAGUCGCUCAAGUAUCUGUGCAUCACCGGUUUUUGUUCCGUCCUUGAUGAUUCCCACAUGAGGAUCUCCACCCCGGCCCUUGUCUCACUCCAACUUGAUGACUUUCAUGGUUUGACCCCUUACCUUGAAAACAUGCCGUUUCUAGUAACAGCCUAUGUUCGCCUUGGCAAGGGAUGCUUCGAUUUCACGUUCUGUAACCUUAAUAUGGAGGGGGAUUGUGAUGUUCCUUGUUGUGGUUGCCAUACAUAUCUUGUUGAUGAGGGUGUGCUUCUCAGUGGCUUGACCCAUGCUGUGAAUUUGGAGUUGAUUGCUGAACCUGAAAAGAUUAUCUACAACUGGGAUUUAAAAUGGCACCCUAUAUUUGGCAACUUAAAAACUCUGCUUCUCAACGAGUGGUUCACGGCCAUUGACUUAGUUUGCAUUCUCCAACACUCUCCAGUUCUUGAGAUGCUCACUCUUCAGCUAGGUAACACUGAGAAACUCAUUGGAAUAACAGGAGCACAAGAAACAGUAAAAGAAUCAUUUGUGUGCGCGCACCUUAAGGUGUGAACAUUGAAUGUGGAAAAGUUAACGAGGGAAUUCGUGAAAUUUUGAAGAUCUUGAGUACGUGUGGCGUACGUCGUAAGCAAAUCAGCGUCAAUGAUCCAUGUUCUCGCUCAGACUGUAAGUUCCUUUGGCGUUCUUCAGUCUCAGUAUGUUUUUGCAAUCUCAUCACUGCUUCGUCUGUCAUGUUCUGCUGUAAUUACACAUCAACUUUAGUCUAUGAUUCAGUAUCAAUCAUCGUUUCGUUAAAGCCCUGCCGAGUCUCGAGGCAUCUGAAUGGUCAUACAUGUUUUGCUCUCGCGAGUGUAAACUCUGUUAACAAAUAAAUCUGGUCAAGCCCAUUUUUAGGAAACAACAACAACAAUAACAACAACAAAGCCUUUAGUCCCAAACAAGUUGGGGUAGGCUAAGGCCAUUUUUAGGAAAAACAAAGGAAAAUUGAUCAAAUGCGUGAUAGCUCCUAUGCAUCAAAUUGUUUGCGAAGCUAUUUUUGCCGUGUCCAUAUCAAGCGAGGACAUGCUGAAACCAAACUUACCCUGAAUCGUCAUGUAUCACCGAAACCUAACUUACCGUGCGUCAUCAUGUAUCGUGCAUGUUUCAGUUUCCAGAAGUGCCCCGUGGCCGCAGCAGGUUCCACCACGGAUGGUGCCUGAGAUGUGUGCCCGGUCGUGAUAUUUGGUCUAUAGACUUCUGUGUGUCUCCUAAUAAGCCUGUAAUGCUACUUUUAUCUUCUCGCUUUCGGUCUUUUGGUCCGGUGCUGGAACUUGAAUUCGUGGAUUGUCAGGUGUGACUAAGCAAUACGGUUUCCGGUUCACUGAUCCGUUAUUGGUAACGGAAAUCGGUGUCGUGUGCCCCCACCCUGACUGCACGAUCUUGGGCCUGAACCUGAACUUUGUUUGAGCAGAAAGGCUUUUGUGUUUGGAUGAGAUCUUGGGCCUGAACCUGAACUUUUUGUAGUGCCUGCAGUGUUGCUGUUUUCUCUCUGUCUGCUCGCAUCAUCUGUACUAGUAUUUCUUAUGGCGCCCGGCGGCCGCAGCAGCUUCCACCACGGAUCGCGCCUGAGAUGUGUGCCCGGUCGUGAUAUUUGGUCUAAAGCCUUCUGCAUUUCUUCUAAUAAGUCUGUAUUGCUACUUUAGUUUCUCGCUUCUGAUUUUUGGGUCCAAUAAUGCUGGUACUUGGCUUCGUGGGUUGUCAGGUGUGACUGAGCAAUACGGUUUCUGGUCCGUUGACCCGUUAUCGGUAACGGAAAUCGGUGUCGUGUGCCCCCACCCUGACUGCACGAUUUCCAUUCGCUCGCGUCUCGCUUUAUUUAGUUUUAGCAGAAAGGCUUUUGUGUUUGGAUGAGAUGUUUGACCUGAACCUGAACCUUGUUAUAGUGCCUGCAGUGUUUUUCUUUUCUCUCUGUCUGGUCGCAUCAUCUGUACUAGUAGUAUUUCUUAUGAAUUCGGCACCCACACCGCCUGUAUAUUGAUCUCCGAGGACGGUGUUUGUAACUAUGAACUGAAAGUAUGUACGGUCAUUGAUUGAUAAGUGAAAAUAUGCCCUGCUUAUAAUCACCUGAUGUAAACUUGGCGUUUGUCCUGUCUGCGUCAAUGUGCACGAAGUUAUGUGUUAUUCCAAACUCAUGGAUACGAGUAUACGACGACGUGCAAGGACGUGAGCCAUCGAUUGGGCUAUGUUGUGUCGUUGGUUGGUGAGACGAGUGGCCCUGUAUGUGACACCUCAACCUACCUCCACCAUGGCAGCUCACUCACUACUCUUAACUGCUGAUUAAUUGGGACCGUACCGACCAACUGUUGCUCCGGCCGGCUGCAUUCGGAUCAGAUUCAGUCACGGAGGAGGAGGAAGAAUCUCUCCUAUCGUCUGCUACAUCCACAGCGCUACAUCUCCUCCUCCAUCAGAUGUGAACCUUUCUCUUUAAGAAGCAACGCCUCAUGCUUUCCACCAUCAAAGGUGCUAAAUUUCAUGAUAGUGCAAUCCAGGCAAGAACUGAUGCAUGUAUAGAGAGUUGAGUCACACACGAUCCUUGUAUUCCAUGGUCAUACUGCAGCUGCUGCUUGAUAAGUAUUGCUGCUGAGCAGUGAGCGCCAACAUAACUUGCGCUCACAUGGAAGCAGCAGCAGCAGCAGAUGAGGAGAAGCCACUGAUUCACCACCUGCCUCCUCAGGAUGAAGGUUCAGAGCAUACAAGUGAUGGAACAGUUGAUAUCAACAAACAGCCUGCUAUUCGGCGUACCACAGGGAACUGGAGAGCAUGCUACUUCAUUUUAGGUGCUGAAUUCACCGAAGGCAUCUGCUUCUUUGGGAUCCAGAAGAACUUGGUCACGUACCUCACGAGCGUGCUGCACGAGAGCAAUGUCGACGCCGCGAGGAACGUGUCGACCUGGAUCGGCAGUUGCUUCUUCACGCCGCUCAUCGGAGCCUUCUUGGCCGACACGUACUGGGGGAGAUACCGGGCAAUAGUAGUCUUCCUUUCAGUCUAUACCGUUGGGAUGCUGGUUAUGACAUUGUCAGCGUCGCUCCCGGUGCUGAUGCCCUCUAAUUUAAGCACCAGCGAAAUCCAGCGUGCCAUGGUCUACCUAGGGCUCUACCUCGUCGCCCUGGGGACUGGCGGCAUCAAGCCGUGCACAUCGGCCCUCGGGGCGGACCAGUUCGACACCGCCGACCCUGUGGAGCGGGUGACCAAGGGCUCCUUCUUCAACUGGUACUACUUCCUGGUUAACGUCGGCUCCCUGCUGUCGACGACUGUGCUUGUGUGGGUGCAGGACAAUGUCGGGUGGGGACUCGGGUACGCGAUCCCGAUGGUGUUGAUGGGCUUCGGGCUCGUCGUGUUCGUCUCCGGCAGGAAGGUUUACCGGUACAAGAAACUGGGUGGAAGCCCUCUGAAGAGGUUGUCACAGGUGGUCGUCGCCGCUGCAAGGAAUUACCGUCUGAAGUUGCCUGAUGAUGACUCGGCCCUGCUGCAUGAGGAGACUGAAGCCAAUUCCAGCACUGAGCGUACCAGUCAGUUCAGGUUCCUUGACAAGGCUGCCAUUGUGGUAGCACCAUCUUCGGGCAAGGCUGUGGAGACGAUGGACCCAUGGAGGACAUGCACGGUGUCACAGGUCGAGGAGCUGAAGAUGCUGCUGCGGAUGUGCCCCGUCUGGGCGUCUCUGCUCUUCUUCUUCGCGGUCACCGCCCAGAUGUCGUCGACCCUGAUCGAGCAGGGCAUGGCCAUGGACAACCGCGUCGGCCGGUUCACGGUCCCGCCGGCCUCCCUCUCGACGUUUGACAUCCUCGCUGUCGCGGCAUUCAUCCCUGUCUACGACCUCAUGCUUGUGCCGCUCGUACGGCGUGCCACCGGAAGGGACCGGGGCCUCUCGCAGCUGCAGCGCCUCGGCGUCGGCCUCGCGCUGUCCGUGCUUGGCAUGGCCUACUCGGCGUCGGUCGAGACGAGGCGGCUGGCGGCGGCCGGAGCCGGCCGGAGCGUGAACAUCAUGUGGCAGACUCCGUCCUAUGUCGUGCUCGGCGUGGCCGAGGUGUUCACCAGCGUCGGCAUCAUGGAGUUCUUCUACGAUGAGUCCCCGGAGUCCAUGAAGAGCAUGGGCGCGGCGCUCGCCCAGCUGGCCAUCUCGGCCGGGAACUACCUCAACUCCGCCGUGCUCGGCGUGGUCGCGUCGGCGACGGGGCGUGGCGGCGCGCCCGGAUGGAUCCCGGAUGACCUCAACGAAGGCCACCUCGAUUACUUCUUCUGGAUGAUGGCUGGUCUUAGUGUGUUGAACCUGUUGAUGUUCAUCUACUUCUCACUGAGAUACAAAGGCUAGAUAUUGUGAGUGUAUUUUUCUUUCUUUUACUAGCUGAAAAUGUAUCUUUGGAAAGGAACUAGCACAUCCAGAUUUGGUAUCCUACUAGCACAAAUGCCCGUGCGUUCAACGGGAGACAUAAUUGGAGUGUAUUUAAAUUUAGUUUGAAUUAUAUGGGAAAACACAAUGAUAGUUCAUGUGAAA